GAGCCGCAGCAGACGACAGUGAAGAAGCGUUUCCAGUAUAGCUCCUCCCCCUUUUCAUGUCAAUAUCAAAACUUCCCCAAAAUUGUCUUCUGACACGCAGUUGCCUCCUGUCGUCGCACUGGUUCACGAGCUCGUCUGUUCGCUUCUUUUCCCGACCGAAGUGUAAAGGAACUCAAUGGCACGGAAGAGACGAGCCGCCGCCGCCGCUGCUACUGCUGCCACCAAAGCCGGUGGCAAGAAGGUCAAACAAGAGCCUGUGACGAGCAAACCAAAAGAUGCCUUCACGUCUACCAAAGAGGCCCUGCUGGCCGCGGGGCCACAAGCGAAGGGCAAGAGGAAGAUGGACGAUCACUGCGCACUCCCGAGCUCCACCGAGGUCCACGAAGACUACGACUGUAUGCUCAAUCAGACCAACAUUGGAAACAACAACAACAAGUUUUAUGUCAUUCAAGUCCUCAAAGACCAAAAGUCCUUCUACACGUGGAACAGAUGGGGCCGUGUGGGCGAAAACGGACAAAGCAAACUAAGUCCCUUUGACAAUGUUGCCAAUGCCAUCAAGGACUUUGAAAAAAAGUUCAAAGACAAGACCCAGAACAACUGGAACGAUCGUGAGAAUUUUGUGUCUCACCCACGCAAGUACACCCUUAUAGAGGUGGACGGGGACCAGGAUGCAGAAGUCAAGGUGGAUUCUGUGGACGGGAAAGUGUCGACCCCACGAGAAUAUCUGCCCUGCACACUUGACAAAGCCACACAGAAGCUCAUUGAGCUCAUAUUUAACAACGACAUGUUCAAGGAAGCCAUGGAACACAUGAACCUAGACAUCAAGAAGAUGCCGUUGGGUAAACUCAGCAAGAUGCAGAUUGCUAAAGGCUUCGAGGUUCUGGAGGAGAUUGAGGCGGCUAUGAACCAAAAAAGCAACGCAGCUAAACUGGAAGAGCUGUCAUCCAAGUUCUUCACCACCAUCCCACAUAAUUUUGGGCGCAGGAUUCCGCCCACCAUCAAAACUGCUGAGACUGUGAGAAGUAAAAAAGAGAUGCUCUUGAUAUUGGCCGACAUCGAGAUCGCACAGACCCUGAAAACUGAAACCGAGAAGGCCCAGGAAGGGAAGGUAGAGACUGUUCCUCACCCUCUUGACCAGGACUACACGUCUCUAAAAUGCCAGCUGACUCUGAUGGACAGAAGUACAGAAAUAUUCAAGAUUAUAGAGAAGUAUCUGACGCAAACUGCAUGUGCCUAUAAUAAAACCAAGAUUGUCAAUGUGUGGGAAGUGGAUCGUGAGCUGGAGGGAGAUCGCUUCUUGGAGCACGAGGAGCUGGAGAACCGUCGCCUGCUCUGGCACGGCACCAACAUCGCGGUGGUGGCCGCCAUCCUCAAAAGUGGCCUGAGAAUUAUGCCUCACUCUGGGGGACGUGUUGGUCGUGGGAUCUACUUUGCAUCUGAAAAUGCCAAGUCAGCAGGUUAUGUCCGCACCUCUAAAAACACUGGCGUGAUGUUUCUGAGUGAGGUCGCCCUUGGCAAAGAGUAUACCAUCACUCGAGACAACAGUUCCUUGAAAAAGGCUCCCAAUGGCUUCAACAGUGUGGUGGCACGAGGAUCCUGGGAGCCAGAUCCCACUCAGGACACCUUCAUCACCCUGGAAAAUAAGCAGGUAGCGGUGCCGCAGGGCAAGGCCAUUGCCCAGCCUCAGUACUCCGACAGUCACUUCAGCAACAGUGAGUAUCUCAUCUACCAAGAGAGCCAGUGUCGCCUUCGCUACCUGCUGGAGCUCCACAUGUAGUGCCGAGUCACGGAGAGAUCAAGUCCUUCUACGUACUUUGAUUCAUAAGUCAUUUCUCCUCCUCCUUACUAACGGUUGCAUCGUUCAAAACUGGUGCUUGAUACACUUCACUUUAGGUCUCUAUUUAUUGAGCUGCUCGAUGCCUUUGCUGUCUUCACUGCACUUUUCCCAGAUCCAUAUGCGCCUUCUUGAAGAACGACAGCAUGCCAGUGCAAAUCACUAGUCGCCCUUGAAUGUCAUUGUUGCUCUAUGCAUAGGUUUACAGGCUCCAAUGCACUUUUAAAUGUCUUUUAAUGGCAAAGGUAUAUUAGUGUACACGCUUCUAUUGGAGAGUAAGUGUGAACAUUUGGGGUGGGGAUGUAUUGAAACCGA
Molecule: messenger RNA, 2149 nt
Organism: Synchiropus splendidus (mandarinfish)
Lineage: Eukaryota; Metazoa; Chordata; Actinopteri; Syngnathiformes; Callionymidae
Gene: parp3
Product: poly (ADP-ribose) polymerase family, member 3
Exons: 11
Coding region: 176-1777 (533 amino acids)
Cellular component (GO): site of double-strand break
Molecular function (GO): NAD+ poly-ADP-ribosyltransferase activity
Source: RefSeq, a predicted model, not a curated record